Messenger RNA from Aspergillus candidus, 1390 nucleotides. RefSeq lists its product as uncharacterized. NCBI's taxonomy places the organism in Eukaryota, Fungi, Ascomycota, Eurotiomycetes, Eurotiales, Aspergillaceae. The record is from RefSeq and is a predicted model, not a curated record. The transcript has a single exon. The coding region runs from base 599 to 1093 and encodes 164 amino acids.
CAGGGUCAAGAUUACUUUUAUUUUAGCAAUACGGUGUACGGUUGAGUCGUAGUCCAACCCUUGACCAUUUCCACUCCACUCUCGGCUGCUCAAGGCACACCAUCGAUCAUCUUGGCGUGCGAUUUUCGUCAUUCCUACCUUUCUUCUAGCUAGUCCUCUCCUCCUUCUUACUCCGUCCAUUCACAUCCUUCCUCGCCACCAUGUUCUGAUAAAGCUGGCUCUUGUCCCCUGUCUCAUUCCCCUGUCCCUCAUUCCGUCUCGAAUCCAUCCUCCUCACCGCAUUCUCUAUUAUUCACCACUCAACCUUUCCAGGUGUUGUUGGAAUCUACUCCAACACAUCAGUACACCCCGGUGUACUUAUCUCCCUCCUUACAUUCGUGUUGGAUCAAUCGUUCAUCAUGGACGUCGACUUAUAACCUCCGACCCCCCCCUCCCCUCCUUCUUCCUCGGUCUGCCAUCCGUGAUCGCAAGGCUUGAACUAGUCCUGACGACCGGUUCUCACCUUCUCCAUUGACUCCGUGACUUCUUUCUCUUGGUCGAAUUCAAGAUCAAAGAAUCCAAUCCAACAAGAAAUAUUUCUCUUUCAAUCAAGUCAAAAAUGGCUCCCAACCUCUUCCUCUGCCUGCGCGCUACCUUCUGCCCCUCCUACUGGUUCAACCGCGGCGAGCGCAUCAAUGGCUCCCUCCACCGGGAAGAACACUGGGAGUCGCCCGUCCCCGGCAUCUACAAGUACAUCCCGGGACGCGGAUGGCACCUCAUCUCCCGCGACGAUCACGACCACGACGAGAAGGUCCCCGUCCCCCUCGUCUACUGCCGCAUCCUCCACCGCUUCAUCUUCGAACACGACAUGGAGGACCGCUGCCGCUGGUUCACCGUUACUACCCACGAAGGCGCCGCCUCCGAGAGGCUGAUGUUCUUCCGUCUCGACGACGGCUUCACCUGGGUCGCUGCCUGGGAUUCCCAGCGUCGCUUCAUCCCGGGGCCGUACCAGAAGUGGUACCUCGAUGCGGAGACCGAUACCGUGCGUCCGGUCUUGUUUCCCGAGAGCUCGAAUGUGUCUCGGGUGAGCCUCGUGGCGGGCAAGAUGGGUUGAUUUUAUUAUGUAUGGGCUAUUAGCGGGUUUUGUUUUACGACUGAUAGAUGAUUUGGGUGCGGGUAUAAACUAGCGAUCUCUUUUCUUGUUGUUUAAAAUGGGGUUGUUGUGUUAUGGUCUAGCGAACUGGGAUUCUUUCAUCUUUUUUUUUUUCUUUUUUCUUUUUUCUUUUCUUCCAUCUGGUGCCAUUGGCCAGAGAUAUCACUACUUAAUACUAUCUAUAUCAUGGACUAUGAUCUUACAGAUCAGUCGAUACAUCACAUCAAUCUAGCUGUGCAGUAGUAUGGCAUAUCACAC